Messenger RNA from Knipowitschia caucasica, 5088 nucleotides. Lineage: Eukaryota; Metazoa; Chordata; Actinopteri; Gobiiformes; Gobiidae. The record is from the annotation of a GenBank genome assembly.
AUGUCUCUUUACCUCAUGUCUCUUUACCUCAUGUCUCUUUACCUCAUGUCUCUUUACCUCAUGUCUCUUUACCUUAUGUCUCUUAUGUCUCUUUACCUCAUGUCUCUUUACCUCAUGUCUCUUAUGUCUCUUUACCUCAUGUCUCUUUACCUCAUGUCUCUUAUGUCUCUUUACCUCAUGUCUCUUUACCUCAUGUCUCUUAUGUCUCUUUACCUCAUGUCUCUUAUGUCUCUUUACCUUAUGUCUCUUUACCUCAUGUCUCUUUACCUCAUGUCUCUUUACCUUAUGUCUCUUUACCUCAUGUCUCUUUACCUCAUGUCUCUUAUGUCUCUUUACCUCAUGUCUCUUUACCUCAUGUCUCUUUACCUCAUGUCUCUUUACCUCAUGUCUCUUUACCUCAUGUCUCUUUACCUCAUGUCUCUUUACCUCAUGUCUCUUUACCUUAUGUCUCUUUACCUCAUGUCUCUUUACCUCAUGUCUCUUUACCUCAUGUCUCUUUACCUCAUGUCUCUUAUGUCUCUUUACCUCAUGUCUCUUAUGUCUCUUUACCUCAUGUCUCUUUACCUCAUGUCUCUUAUGUCUCUUUACCUUAUGUCUCUUAUGUCUCUUUACCUUAUGUCUCUUUACCUUAUGUCUCUUUACCUCAUGUCUCUUAUGUCUCUUUACCUUAUGUCUCUUAUGUCUCUUUACCUUAUGUCUCUUAUGUCUCUUUACCUUAUGUCUCUUAUGUCUCUUUACCUUAUGUCUCUUUACCUUAUGUCUCUUUACCUCAUGUCUCUUAUGUCUCUUUACCUUAUGUCUCUUAUGUCUCUUUACCUUAUGUCUCUUUACCUCAUGUCUCUUUACCUCAUGUCUCUUUACCUCAUGUCUCUUAUGUCUCUUUACCUUAUGUCUCUUAUGUCUCUUUACCUUAUGUCUCUUAUGUCUCUUUACCUUAUGUCUCUUAUGUCUCUUUACCUUAUGUCUCUUUACCUUAUGUCUCUUUACCUCAUGUCUCUUAUGUCUCUUUACCUCAUGUCUCUUAUGUCUCUUUACCUUAUGUCUCUUAUGUCUCUUUACCUUAUGUCUCUUAUGUCUCUUUACCUUAUGUCUCUUAUGUCUCUUUACCUCAUGUCUCUUUACCUCAUGUCUCUUAUGUCUCUUUACCUUAUGUCUCUUAUGUCUCUUUACCUUAUGUCUCUUUACCUUAUGUCUCUUUACCUUAUGUCUCUUUACCUCAUGUCUCUUUACCUUAUGUCUCUUUACCUUAUGUCUCUUUACCUCAUGUCUCUUUACCUCAUGUCUCUUUACCUCAUGUCUCUUUACCUCAUGUCUCUUUACCUCAUGUCUCUUUACCUCAUGUCUCUUAUGUCUCUUUACCUUAUGUCUCUUAUGUCUCUUUACCUUAUGUCUCUUUACCUCAUGUUUCUUUACCUCAUGUCUCUUAUGUCUCUUUACCUUAUGUCUCUUUACCUCAUGUCUCUUUACCUCAUGUCUCUUUACCUCAUGUCUCUUUACCUCAUGUCUCUUUACCUCAUGUCUCUUUACCUCAUGUCUCUUUACCUUAUGUCUCUUAUGUCUCUUUACCUCAUGUCUCUUUACCUUAUGUCUCUUUACCUCAUGUCUCUUUACCUUAUGUCUCUUUACCUCAUGUCUCUUUACCUCAUGUCUCUUUACCUCAUGUCUCUUUACCUCAUGUCUCUUUACCUCAUGUCUCUUUACCUCAUGUCUCUUUACCUCAUGUUUCUUUACCUCAUGUCUCUUAUGUCUCUUUACCUUAUGUCUCUUUACCUCAUGUCUCUUUACCUUAUGUCUCUUUACCUUAUGUCUCUUUACCUUAUGUCUCUUAUGUCUCUUUACCUCAUGUCUCUUUACCUUAUGUCUCUUUACCUCAUGUCUCUUAUGUCUCUUUACCUCAUGUUUCUUUACCUCAUGUCUCUUAUGUCUCUUUACCUCAUGUCUCUUUACCUUAUGUCUCUUUACCUCAUGUCUCUUUACCUUAUGUCUCUUUACCUCAUGUCUCUUUACCUCAUGUCUCUUUACCUCAUGUCUCUUUACCUCAUGUCUCUUUACCUCAUGUCUCUUUACCUCAUGUUUCUUUACCUCAUGUCUCUUAUGUCUCUUUACCUUAUGUCUCUUUACCUCAUGUCUCUUUACCUUAUGUCUCUUUACCUUAUGUCUCUUUACCUCAUGUCUCUUAUGUCUCUUUACCUCAUGUCUCUUUACCUCAUGUCUCUUUACCUCAUGUCUCUUUACCUCAUGUCUCUUUACCUCAUGUCUCUUAUGUCUCUUUACCUUAUGUCUCUUAUGUCUCUUUACCUUAUGUCUCUUUACCUCAUGUUUCUUUACCUCAUGUCUCUUAUGUCUCUUUACCUUAUGUCUCUUUACCUCAUGUCUCUUUACCUCAUGUCUCUUUACCUCAUGUCUCUUUACCUUAUGUCUCUUUACCUCAUGUCUCUUUACCUUAUGUCUCUUUACCUCAUGUCUCUUUACCUCAUGUCUCUUAUGUCUCUUUACCUUAUGUCUCUUUACCUCAUGUCUCUUUACCUCAUGUCUCUUUACCUCAUGUCUCUUUACCUCAUGUCUCUUUACCUUAUGUCUCUUUACCUCCCCCAUUUUGUGAUGGUUUUUUGGUUUGUGGUUUUGUUUGGGAGGGGGGGUGGGUGGGGGGGGGGGGUUGGGGGGGGGUUGGGGGGGGGGUGGGGGGUGGGUGGGGGGUGGGGUGGGGGUGGUUGGGUUUGGGGGGGGGGGGGUGGGGUGGGUGGGGGUGGGUGGGGGGGGGUGGGGGUUAGGGGUGGGUGGGGGUGGGGGGUGGGAGGGAUGUGGGGGGGGGGUGGGGGUGGGGGGGGUUGUGGGGGGAUGGGGGGUUGGGGGGGGGUGGUGGGGGGGGUGGGGGGGGUGGUGGGGGGGGGGGGGGUGGGGUGGGGGGGUGGUGGGGGGGGGGGGUGGUGGGGGGGGGUGGUGGGGGGGGGGUUGGGGUGGGGGGGGGUGGGUUGGGGGGGGGGUGGGUGGGGGGGGGUGGUGGGGGGGGGGGUGGUGGGGGGGGGUGGUGGUGGGGUGUGGGGGGGUGGUUUGGUGGGGUGGUGGGGGGGGGUGUGGGGGGUGGGGGUUGGGGGGGGGGGUGGUGGGGGGGUGGGGUGGGGGGGUGGGUGGGGGGGUUGGUGGUGUGGGUGGGGGGGGUGGGUGGGGGGGUGGUGGGGGGUUUGGGUGUGUUGGGUGGGUGGGGUGUGUUUGGGGGUGUGUGGGGGGGGGGGGGUUUGUUGUGGGGUGGGUGGUGUUUUUGUUGGUUUUUGGGGGUUUGUGUGGGUGUGUUGUGGGUUUUGUUGGGGUGGUGUUUGUGGGGGUGGGUGGUGUUUGGUUGUGGGGUUGUUUGUUGGGGGGGGGGGGUUGUGGGGGUUUGUUUUUUUUUGUGGUUUGGGGGGUUGUGUGUUGGUUGGUUGUGGUGUGGGGUGUUUUGUUGUGUUGGGGUGGGGGUUUUGGUUGUGGUUGGGGUUGUUUGGUAGUGGUGUGGGGUUUUUUUAUGGUUUGGAGUGGGGGUUUGUUGUGGGGGGUGUAGGGUGUUGGUUGGGGUAUGGGGGUUGUUGUGGGAGUGGUUGGGGUGUGGGGGGAGGGUUGGGUGUGUGUGGUGUGGGGGUUGGUUUGUUUUGGGUGGUUUUUUUUUGGUGGUGGUGGUGUGUUGUGUGUUUGGGUGGGGUGUGGAGUGGGUGGGGGGGGGUGGGAUUAGGGGAUUGGGGUGUUGGGGGAGGGGAGGAAUGGGGGGGGAUGGGUGGGGGGGGGGGUUUAGUUGGGGGUGUGGGUAUUUAUUUGUGGAUGGGGGGUGUUGGGGUGUAUUAUUAUUUUUGGUGGUGGUGGGUUUGUGUUGUGGUGGGAUGUAGGGGGGGGGAGGGUGUUUGGGGUGUGGUGUGGGUUGGGGGGAAAGGGGGGUUGUUGUUUUGGGGUGUGGAGGGUGUGGAUGGUGGGGGAUGGGGAUGGGGUUUUUUAGGGUGGGAGAGGGGUGGUGGGGGUGGAUUUGGUAGGAUGGUAUGGAGUGAAUGGAGGAUAUAUGGGGUUGUGUUGGGGGGAGUGGAAGGGGUUGGGUGGGAGGUAUUUGGGUGGGUUGGGGUAGGGGGGGUGAGGGUUGGUUGGGGGUGUGGGGGGGGGGGUUGUUGGUUGUGGGUGUUUGUUGGUUGGGUUUGGUGGUGUGGUGUUUUGUUUUUGGGGGGUUUUUUGUUGGUGGGGGGAGGUGGGGGGUGGUGGGGUUUGGUUGAUGUGUGGUGGGGUGUUGGGGGGGGUGUUGUUUGGUUGUUUGUGGUGGGGGUUGGGUGGUUUGUGGUGUUGUUUGUGGGGUGUGUGGGUUGUGGUAGGGGUUGGGGGGUGGGUGUAAGUAGGGUGUGGUGUGGGGGUUGUUGUGGGGGGGGGGGGUUAAUGGGUUUUGUUGUGUUUUUGAGGGGGUGUUGGGGGGGUGGGGGGGUGGGGGGUGUGUGUGUUGUUGUGGGGUGGGUGGGGGUGGGGGGGGGGGGGUGGGGGGGUUUUGUUGUGUGGUGGUGUGUGGGGGGGGUUGUGUGUGGUUGGGGUGGUUGUGUGGGGUUGUGUGUGGGGUUGUUAUUGGUUUUUUGUGGUGGUGGGGGGGUUUGUUGUGGGUGGUGUUUUGGUUAUGUGUUGGGUGGGGGUUUGGUUUGGGUGGUGGGUGUGGGGGGGUGUUGGUUGUGGGUUGGUGUAGGUGGGGGGUGGGUUUGGGUUGGGUUGGUGGGGGUUUGUUGGGUUGUUGUGUGGGGGGUGGUUGUGGUUGUGUGGGUGGGUGGGGGGGGGGUGUGUUGUGGUGGUGGUGUUUUGUGUGUGUGUGUGGUUUGUGGUGUGUGUGUGGGUGUGUUGGUGUGUGUGUGUGUGUGGGUUUGUGUUUUGGUUUGUGGUGUGUGUGUGUGGGUGUGGUGUUGUGUGUUUGUUUGGUGUGUGUGUGUGGGUUUGUUUUUAUGUGUGUGUGUUGAUGUUUGGGUUGUGUUUGUUUGGUGUGUGUUUGUUGUGUGUGUUUGGUGUUGGGUGUGUUUGUUUUGUUGUUUUGUUGUUGUGAGGUGUGUUGUGUGUGUGUGUGGUGUGUGGUUGUUGUGUGGUGUGUGUUGUGUUUGGGUGUGA